Messenger RNA from Prorocentrum cordatum, 468 nucleotides. Lineage: Eukaryota; Dinophyceae; Prorocentrales; Prorocentraceae. The record is from the annotation of a GenBank genome assembly.
AUGCUUUGGAUUGCAGUGCCCAGUUCGCCAGUGCUCUGUUCCUACUGCCACGCCCAGGGCGUCGUCCAUGGGCACGUGCCUUUGCGACGUGUGGCUGUAGAGACAGUGCGGAAUCGGCACAUCUGCCGCCAAGUGGAUUUCAGCAUGGCAGCCCAUGUUCCAUUUUCCAGCGCAAGGGAGACCCUGUGCGGAUCUCUGCCGUGCGUGGCUCCAGAGGCGGCGCUGAACGAUACGUAUUUCCCUGAACCAGCUGAUUGUUGGAGUCUUGGGAUGCUGCUCCUGGAGACCGCUUGCGGGCAGUGUUCGCUCAAGUUGUCGGUUCAGUGGUGCCGUGGCAAGUCCCUCGCAUACGCGCGUGCAGGAGUGCAUGCAGCUCACAUUUUAUGCGCAGGCUUCCUGCGUCAAGUUUCUGCGCCAAUUGCAUUCCAAGCGAGGUCAGUGCCCACGAGGCCUGAUGCUUACAUCUGA